This is a messenger RNA of Anastrepha obliqua, 1031 nucleotides long. RefSeq names its product tetratricopeptide repeat protein 12. Gene Ontology annotation, molecular function: protein binding. The transcript is spliced from 4 exons. The record is from RefSeq and is a predicted model, not a curated record. Lineage: Eukaryota; Metazoa; Arthropoda; Insecta; Diptera; Tephritidae. Bases 125 to 820 code for a protein of 231 amino acids.
AACGGGUACAUAAACACAUUCAAAUAAACGUAAAAGAGAAUAAACAGCAAAAUAUACUUUUUCAAAGAAAAAAAAAAUCAAAUUCAUUUGAUUGAGAUAUUUUAAAAACAAAAGAAAAAUAGAAAUGGCUAUGACGCAGGGAGAUAUGGACGAAGACUUUCUGACUUUUGAGUCUAAAGUGAAUCAGGUAAUGAAGCUCUUAGAGGAUAUGGCCAGCGCCAAUAAAUCAGACGCAGAAGGCGGUACCAAAAAGCCAGAUACUGCCGGUAAAGAAGAAAUCAAUGAGGAAAAUUUCAUUGUGAGCGUGCGUCAGGACCGCACAGUGCUCAACAGGAAGGCAGCAUAUGAGAAGGAUCAAAAUGAGCAAGGCGAUCCUCAGCAAAUGGACAAAUACACGUUCAUGCACCAAAUGGAGCAAGACGCCGCUGAACGCGCUAAGGUACGCCAAGAGCGCGAGCGUAUAGCUCAAAACUUUCGCAGGCUAGGCAAUGAAGCUUUCCGUAAGCAGAACUUUGAAAAGGCGAUACAAAUGUAUACGAAAGCCAUUGAACACGUCAAGGAUAGUCCAAUACUCUACAACAACCGGGCGCUCUGCUACCUCAAGCUAAGAAACUCCAAGCGCGCAAUAAUCGAUGCUGACUACGUUAUUAAUAAAUUGGAUGAGAAGAAUUUGCGAGCCUGGUUGUAUCGAGCUGCUGCCUAUUUGCGUUUGGGUGAUGAAAAAAAUUACGAGACUAGCAUUAAAUUCGCCAAGAAGAACAAUUCCAAGGAAAUCGACUAUAUAACUGCAUUUCAAGAAAAACUCAGAAUCGAUUUCUAAAGAUUUACAUCAGAAUUGGGCAACUAAUAUGGAACAACCCGGAUUUAUAACCGGCCAACGACUCUCACUCCAGCAGCAUUCGCCGUACAUGUAUGGGGAAUAUUUAUGCAGUUACUACAAUAACAACUACGACAACACCUAAUAUUUUUAAGAAAAUUAAAAUUUAUCUUUCUAUAUUUACACAAAUAACCGGAAUUUACUCAAAAUUAAA